Tyto alba (common barn owl) is the source of this 1361-nucleotide messenger RNA. RefSeq names its product MOB kinase activator 1A (gene MOB1A). The transcript is spliced from 6 exons. Lineage: Eukaryota; Metazoa; Chordata; Aves; Strigiformes; Tytonidae. Gene Ontology annotation, biological process: hippo signaling; positive regulation of protein phosphorylation. Gene Ontology annotation, cellular component: cytoplasm; nucleus. The coding region runs from base 102 to 752 and encodes 216 amino acids. Gene Ontology annotation, molecular function: protein kinase activator activity. The record is from RefSeq and is a predicted model, not a curated record.
GGGCGGGCGCUGCCCGCAGGGAGCUGGGGCCGCGCGCGAGCAGCCGCCGCCGCCGCUCUCACCUCAGCCCGGCCCGGCGCCUCGGCCCGGCUCCGCUCGCCAUGAGCUUCCUCUUUGGGAGUCGAUCUUCGAAAACAUUUAAACCUAAGAAGAACAUUCCCGAAGGCUCCCAUCAGUAUGAACUCUUGAAACAUGCAGAAGCGACACUGGGGAGCGGUAACCUUAGACAAGCGGUUAUGUUGCCGGAGGGAGAGGACCUUAACGAGUGGAUCGCAGUUAACACGGUGGAUUUUUUCAACCAAAUCAACAUGCUGUACGGGACCAUUACGGAGUUCUGCACGGAGGCGAGCUGCCCGGUCAUGUCUGCAGGACCAAGGUAUGAGUACCACUGGGCAGAUGGCACCAACAUAAAGAAGCCGAUCAAGUGCUCGGCUCCAAAGUACAUCGAUUACUUGAUGACGUGGGUGCAGGACCAGCUGGAUGACGAAACGCUCUUCCCGUCAAAGAUCGGGGUCCCUUUUCCCAAGAACUUCAUGUCAGUGGCCAAGACGAUCCUGAAGCGGCUGUUCCGCGUGUACGCCCACAUCUACCACCAGCACUUCGAUUCCGUCAUGCGGCUGCAGGAGGAGGCCCACCUCAACACCUCCUUCAAGCACUUUAUCUUCUUUGUGCAGGAAUUCAACUUGAUCGACAGGCGGGAGUUGGCUCCUCUGCAGGAACUGAUUGAGAAGCUGGGCUCCAAGGACAGAUAAAGUUUCCCCGGGAGGACCCUUUCGGCCUCUCCUUUCCGCUUUGUACGCCAGCCACUUCUACGCUUCGCCUUCAGCGACGCAGGCCCCGAGGUGCCAGGCAUCGCUUCUACCGUGCAGCCGCAGCCCGUGGUGUUUUCGAAGCUGUUGGCUGCGCUGUGGUGACGUGCCCUGGGUAGUCCACUUGGUUUUCUAGGCUCUGUGCUUGAGUCUGGUUGAAGAUGGGACUCUGCUGCAGAGGUUUUGUUCCCCGCAGGCGUGGGGUGAAGCUCAGAGUGCUGCGUGGCUGCUUCCUCCUCCCAGAGGCAAAGUUUUCCUCUGGACCCCAUGGACACAGCGCUGUGAGCAGCUCCCCUGGGCGAGAGUGGAGUGGCUCUGCUUAUUUUUGGAAGUGCUUUUUUUUGGAUGAGAGGUGCACUUAGAGCCUUAAGCUCCCCUGGGCAGCAACAGCCUUGUGGGGGGAGGAAAAGAAGUGCCUGGCCCAAGGGGAGCCCGGCCCUGGGCUGGAAGAGCAGCGCUCGGGUGUUCCCAGCAGCGGGGGGCCCAGGGAGGGACCCUGCUCUGUGGCAAGGCAAUAAUAAAGUUUUUCCUUCCUGCUCUUCUUUCAGAGGA